Molecule: messenger RNA, 3637 nt
Organism: Hypanus sabinus (Atlantic stingray)
Lineage: Eukaryota; Metazoa; Chordata; Chondrichthyes; Myliobatiformes; Dasyatidae
Product: kelch-like protein 3
Exons: 15
Coding region: 355-2169 (604 amino acids)
Molecular function (GO): protein binding
Source: RefSeq, a predicted model, not a curated record
CGUUCACAGCCUUAAGAUAAAUGUGGAACUUCCCUCAAAGGAUGAACUUUUAUAGUGAUGUUCCCAGCUUUAUUGAUUAACAUUCGUGCAUAUCACCCUGCACACAUUUCCAGUACAGAAGGAACUAAAUUUACAUCAGCAAAUAUUUACUUGAACAUUGCACUUUGAUUGGUUUGUUAACCUUGGUCUGCCCACACUAGGCACUUUAUUGUUGCUCGCAACGUGGUCCCUGCUCGAAAGCAGCACAGCACCGGCAGUUGUUGGCUCGUGGAAACUUUAGAUUUUGUGACUGCUGCUGGAGGAAAUACAAGGGCGACAACCACUCCUCUCUGCCACACUGACAGUGCGAGCUGCAUGAAUCCCUGCACCACGUCAAGAAACGCUGCGGACUCUCGCAGCGGACGAUCCCAGACAAGCAAUGUGAAGUCAUCUCCAGCACGAACUGUGGAUCUGAGCGAAGAUGACAAGGAUCAGGCACCAGUUACUAUGAAUCCUCUUCACAUGACGAAAGCCUUUAAAGUCAUGAAUGAGCUACGAAGUAAAAGCACUUUGUGUGAUGUGACCAUUGUUGCUGAGGAUGUUGAAAUUGAAGCACAUCGUAUUGUCCUGGCAGCCUGCAGCCCUUAUUUCUGUGCCAUGUUUACAGGUGACAUGACUGAAAGUAAAGCAAAGAAAGUUGAGAUAAAGGACAUAGAUGGGCAUACACUCAGUAAACUAAUUGAUUAUAUAUAUACAGCUGAAGUGGAAGUCACUGAAGAGAAUGUACAGGUAUUGUUGCCUGCAGCUAGUCUGUUACAACUAAUGGAUGUAAGGACAGCUUGUUGUGAUUUCCUACAAUCCCAGUUGCAUCCAACCAAUUGUUUAGGAAUUCGUGCAUUUGCAGAUGUUCACACAUGCACAGAUCUGCUGAACGAAGCUAACGCAUAUGCAGAACAGCAUUUUCCUGAUGUUAUGUUGGGUGAAGAAUUUCUUACUCUGAGUUUGGAUCAAGUGUGCAGUUUGAUAUCAAGUGACAAACUCACAGUUGCCUCAGAAGAAAAGGUCUUUGAAGCAGUGAUCUCUUGGAUAAAGUAUGACAAAGAAGCUCGACUGGAGCACAUGGCAAAAUUAAUGGAAAAUGUACGACUUCCUCUGCUUCCACGGGACUAUCUUGUACAGACAGUAGAAGAAGAGGCUUUGAUAAAGAAUAAUAAUACUUGCAAAGAUUUCCUAAUAGAAGCCAUGAAAUACCAUUUGCUUCCUCUUGAUCAACGAGCAGCAAUAAAGACUGUACGCACAAGACCAAGGACCCCAAUCUGCCUACCCAAGGUUAUGAUUGUAGUUGGUGGUCAGGCACCCAAAGCUAUACGAAGUGUGGAGUGCUACGAUUUCAAAGAAGAUCGUUGGAAUCAAGUAGCAGAGCUGCCUUCCAGAAGAUGUAGAGCAGGUGUUGUGUUCAUGAGUGGUCGUGUUUAUGCUGUAGGAGGAUUUAAUGGGUCUUUGAGAGUUCGGACAGUGGAUGUCUAUGAUGCAGUAAAAGAUCAGUGGACGUCCAUUGCCAGCAUGCAGGAGAGGCGUAGUACUCUUGGAGCAGCUGUGUUAAAUGAUCUCCUCUAUGCUGUUGGUGGAUUUGAUGGAAGUACAGGGUUAUCAUCAGUGGAGGCUUAUAACUACAAAAUAAAUGAAUGGUUUUUUGUGGCACCCAUGAACACAAGACGAAGUAGUGUUGGGGUUGGAGUUGUGGAAGGCAGAUUGUAUGCAGUAGGAGGUUAUGAUGGAGCAUCACGCCAGUGUCUUAGUACUGUUGAAGCAUAUAAUCCAGUCAGCAAUGAAUGGACGUACGUUUCAGAUAUGAGUACACGUCGCAGUGGUGCAGGGGUUGGUGUGCUAAAUGGUCAGUUAUAUGCAACAGGAGGUCAUGAUGGACCUUUGGUGAGGAAAAGUGUAGAAGUGUAUGAUCCAUCCACAAACACUUGGAGGCAAGUGGCAGACAUGAAUAUGUGUCGGAGGAAUGCAGGUGUAUGUGCUGUAAAUGGAUUUUUGUAUGUCAUUGGAGGGGACGAUGGUUCUUGUAAUUUAGCAUCUGUGGAAUUUUAUAACUCUGUUACAGACAAAUGGACACUACUACCAACCAAUAUGAGCACUGGAAGAAGUUAUGCAGGUGUUGCUGUAAUUGAUAAGCCUCUAUGACUUUACCCUUGAGCAACAGUUGGAUUGAACUUAGUGAAAACUGCUAGCAUUCUGCCCUAGUAUUUUUUUAACUAUUUAUAAUACUUGGAUACAUAGUGUAUAGCGCCAGUCACCCUGUCAAAAAGAUAUCAGCUCUGCCAUAUGCAUAAAAAAAAAAUCAAGGUCUAAUUGAAGUGUGUUUUAAGCUAAGGGAACAUGUUACUUCCACUAUUAUCAUCUCAAAUGAAACAAAAAAAGUGUAAGUUAACUGGCCUGAUUUAUCAGAUAGCUUUUGCUGGAUGAUCUUUGGGUGAUGUCCAGUGUUGAUGAGUGUCAGUCUUGAACAAAGCUCUAUUGACCAGACAAUGUGAAGCUUCUACUGUUACAUGCCAGUUGCUGGAGAUCAAGCUGCUGCCUUUUAAAACACUAUUUUUUGGAUCUGAAAUAAACAGUCCUGCAAACACUGCUAAAAUAGCAGCUAUUUAUAAAAGGGAGAAAAAAAAUCCAACAUUCUGUUCAUGAGUGAAGAGAAAGAUACUUAUAAUAGUGGUUAGUUUAUGUUGAGAGAGAGCUCCUACUGAUAAUAAGCAAUCACACUCUUAGAUUUAGAAUUGGGUUCCCCUAUUAUAAUAAAUGAGUAAAUGCAGGAUGUGAAAUUUCUGAUGAAAGUAAUCCUAAUGUUAGGUGGAAAUCUUUUUUUACACCCAUCAAACUCUUGCAUGAGUGUGGUUGUAAAGUAAGUGUUUGGAAACUGGAAUCACUUUUGCACAGAUGCCAUGCCUCAUAGUACAGAGUCCAAACCAAAGCUAACUUGAAUUUCAGCACCCCCUAAUUGUUAAGGGUAAUGAUAUUCAGUAAUUAACAAUUUAGAAAUACUUUGGAGUUUUGGAACAUCCUCUCUUCCUCGGUAGUGUAGAGAGUCUAAAGCAAAUGGGCUGAAUCAUCUUCAGUUGAUCUGGGGGGAUGUGGGUGGAUUAUUGUUACAGAGGGACAAUAAUAAAUGUAAAAGGAAACAGUUUUAAAGCUAUCCUGUGGUAGGAUUAUUAAAAGUAAACAUAUCUUUAACCUCAUUUCCAUUGCAUUUCCAAGUUUGUAGAUACUAAUGGCUAUUUUUUAGUAGAUAGUGCCACCUAGGGAAAAUUUUGCAGAAUACUAUUUUUAAAAGAGAAGAUUAAUUAUAAUAUUUUAUUAUGAAAUAUAUUCAACUUCCCUCUGGCACCAAGUUAUUGUUUUUUAAUAUAUCUGUUAAUAGUUAGUGCAGAAUUGAAAGGGUCUGAGUCUGCACUUGCAUUCCUGCUCUUAAUAAUUUUGUUGCCUGAGCAAUACUUUUUAUUAAAACUGUAUAUAUGGUGAAUAGAUACUAUUAAGCAGAUAUGGCCCCAACAGUUCUGGAAAAACAAAUCUUUGUAUAAUGAAUCAUUGAUUUUUACCAUGAUUUCUUUUUUGUUGCUUCAUUAAUACUUUCCAUGUUUUGUAUUUGUCAUGUAAA